Molecule: messenger RNA, 1335 nt
Organism: Bicyclus anynana (squinting bush brown)
Lineage: Eukaryota; Metazoa; Arthropoda; Insecta; Lepidoptera; Nymphalidae
Gene: Nuc
Exons: 7
Coding region: 1-1332 (443 amino acids)
Biological process (GO): apoptotic DNA fragmentation
Cellular component (GO): mitochondrial inner membrane; nucleus
Molecular function (GO): nucleic acid binding; metal ion binding; single-stranded DNA endonuclease activity
Source: RefSeq, a predicted model, not a curated record
AUGUUUGGCCUCAUUAUUACCUUGGCGGUGGUAUCCACCGUCACAGCACUUCCUUCCAGGCUUCCGGAUCCAUCUGAAAUCGCCUUCACGAGCGAUGACCAGUUUGAGGAUUACGUAGACAUCUGGCUUGCGAAUGAGCAAUUACAGUGGUUCAAUCAAACGACAUCAUCAGAACGAAGUGGAUGCACAUUAAGAGUAAACGGUGACUUCGGUCAGCCGCAGCCCGUCUUCAUUAAUAGAGCGAGAAACGUGUUUGUGACUCCCAACGGGAACACUGGGAAUGUUAGGCUGAAUGCCGGAGAAGAGGUCAUAGUCGCUUGCACGGGAGCUAACAGACUUAUUCGUCACCCGAACAUUGGACCUAACGUUCAGACCGCUACUGCUAGAUGUGUUAGCAAUAACUUAGUAUCGGGCGCUGGAUGGUUAAACGGAAAUCAAGCUUUUGGACAACUAACAUGCAACAACGAUGCCGUGUAUGAGACACAGCAAACAGCUCAACGGUGCUUCAAUAACAACGUCGUUGUAAGAUCUGGAUUUAUUGUCAACAAUGUCUUCCACGUUCACUAUUGGUCGUGCUUCGACGUCAACCGAAUGGAAGUACUAUAUGUAUGGUACAACCAAGACAAUACCAAUGCAAUCUUUCAAUCGGGCGUUGAUCGCCCUAGCUGGUUGGCGGGUCCACAUUUCCCUGGCGUAAAUAUUAACGGCAUAUACACGCAAAAUAACCAAAGGACGGUGUUUGCUAACCUAUUAGGUGCCAACAUGGUAGACAGAUAUUUAACAUCUACCCAAUUCUUGGCCCGAGGACACUUAGCCGCUAAGACAGAUUACGUGUUUGCAACUGCACAACGCGCCACAUUCUUCUUCAUCAACGCUGCUCCGCAAUGGCAACCUUUCAAUGCUGGAAAUUGGAUGAGACUUGAAUCGAAUCUUCGGCGUCGUAUUGCUGCUGCCAACUACAACACCGUGAUCUAUACCGGCACUUUUGGUGUUACCCAAUUACGUAACUCGGCUGGCCGUUUAGUUGAUAUCUUUUUGCACACGAACAAUCGUGUCCCUGUACCUUUAUACUUUUAUAAGGUUGUUUACGAUGCAAAUCGUCGUCAAGGCACCGCCUUUGUGAGUAUCAAUAACCCGUACUACACAUUGGCUGAGGCUCGUAAUCUACAAUUCUGCACGGAUAGAUGUCGCAACAACGCCGCCUUUAACUGGAUUAACUGGCAACCAGACAAUAUUAGCGUUGGUUACAGUUUCUGCUGCACUAUACCUGAUUUCAGGAGACGCAUUGCACACGUUCCCAAUUUUAAUGUUGCUAAUGGACUCCUUUCCUAAACA